CUUUGAUUUUACUCUACAAACAGCUGGGCGGCUGGCUAUUGAUUGACCGCUUUCUUGUUUAUGUCUAUAGUAUUAACUUCUACUACUUACUUCUAACUAAUUUUAACUGUUUCAAACUUUCAACUGUGCGGCAACAAAAUGUUUAAAUUUUAUGACUCUGAAUCGACAGAAAUUUUAGAUAAUUCUCAGUUCGUGCAACUUCUUAAAAUGAAAUGGAAAGAAAUUCACGACACGACAAAUGUGUUUAGAUACAAAAUUUUAAAUUCGCAAGAAAGAAUAGUCGAUGGAAAGUAUUUAUUACAAUUAAACCCGAAUAGACAGAGUAAAAGGAGGUUCCCAGAACAAAUCAAUGAUAUAUGUCAACCAUUUGAUAAAAAUAAGUUCAAUUUUACAAAAGUGUCUAAAGAGGAAAUAUUGUUCACUUUCAAGGAGAGUGCUGCUGAAGACAUCCAUGCAGUACUCGUAAAUAUCAGUCCAAUAUCAGAGUUUCAUUCUCUAUUCUGUCCAUUUGUAAACAAAUGUUUGCCACAAGUAAUUAAUAAGGACACUGUGAGACUGGCCAUAAAUAUAAUGCUACUUACUCAGGAUCGGGAGCUAAGGAUUGGAUUCAAUAGCUUAUGUGCAUUUGCCUCAGUGAAUCACUUACAUUGCCAUUUCUUUAUAGAGAAGAAUUGUCUCCCAGUGGAGAAUGUAAAAUGUAAGAAGUUAAAAGGUGUGCUACAUUGUUUUGAAGAAGGCUUGCCUGUACCGGCAUUUUGUUUUGAAAUACUUCAAAACUCACAAAAACUUGAAGAAAUAUUUACAUUAUUAAAUUACUUCCUCGAGAAGUCAAUAGCGCAUAAUAUUUUUAUUACAAAAGGAGAUGCUAUAGAAGCAACUGGAGAAGUUAUUCGGUUUAUCGUUUGGCCAAGAAAAAGUAGCUUUGGAGCAAAACAGUUAGUGGCAUUCAAUGUUGCCGUUUGUGAGUUGAGUGGAUGGUUUCCUAUUUAUAAUUCUGAAGAUUUCCACAAUCUUAAUACAGAAAGUUUAGAGACAGAAUUGAAAAAUUGGAAGAUACCUAACUUUGAAGAUUUAUGUGAAGAAUUAAAAUUUUUAUUUUAAUUUAAAUUGUCAGAAAAAUUCAGUCCAUUAUGCUGUCAACUGUUAUAAAUAUUAACUUAAACGUGAUGCAAUAAUAAUUAAAUAAAGAUAAUUGAUGAUUUA
This is a messenger RNA of Melitaea cinxia (Glanville fritillary), 1203 nucleotides long. RefSeq names its product GDP-D-glucose phosphorylase 1. Gene Ontology annotation, molecular function: GDP-D-glucose phosphorylase activity. Gene Ontology annotation, cellular component: cytoplasm. The record is from RefSeq and is a predicted model, not a curated record. The transcript has 6 exons. Gene Ontology annotation, biological process: glucose metabolic process. The coding region runs from base 139 to 1101 and encodes 320 amino acids. Lineage: Eukaryota; Metazoa; Arthropoda; Insecta; Lepidoptera; Nymphalidae.